Messenger RNA from Pararge aegeria (speckled wood butterfly), 4036 nucleotides. Its product is annotated as vesicle-associated membrane protein 2-like. The record is from RefSeq and is a predicted model, not a curated record. The transcript is spliced from 7 exons. Bases 372 to 710 code for a protein of 112 amino acids. NCBI's taxonomy places the organism in Eukaryota, Metazoa, Arthropoda, Insecta, Lepidoptera, Nymphalidae. Gene Ontology annotation, cellular component: plasma membrane; SNARE complex. Gene Ontology annotation, biological process: vesicle fusion; vesicle-mediated transport. Gene Ontology annotation, molecular function: syntaxin binding; SNAP receptor activity.
AGGUUUUCACUUCUAUCCGUAUUUUCUUAAAUAUCGCGCAUUUUCACAUUAUUCUCCAGUUAUUCCUUUUAUUUGUUAACGGGGUAUGGCUCCUGAGUGUUUCUGAUUAAAUAGAGUAUCGAAAAAGGACACGAAAGGGGAGAAAGGACGUUACUAAAAAUAGAUUAUUCGCCGAUGUACUUGUAGGAAAAUCUAGUGAGCAUCCCAUUCAUAAAACACAUUCAUUUCGUUCUGGGCAGUGAAGGUGCAUAGAUCGGGAAGCGUCUUUUCAGUGAAUGAAUAUUGUAAAUUAUAUGUGAACAUUCGUUAAACGCGCUCGUUACAUUUCGGAUUUUCUCCAACUACGAAAGCAGAACCAAUCAAGUGGAAAAAUGGCGACGGAAGGAGGACUGGCGCCAAGCAGCGAUGAUAUGCCAGUGGGUGGACCAAAAACACCACAACAGAUCGCCGCACAGCGUCGCUUGCAACAGACGCAGGCACAAGUGGAUGAAGUGGUCGAUAUAAUGAAAACAAACGUGGAGAAGGUAUUGGAGAGAGAUCAAAAGCUCUCAGAGCUCGAUGAUAGAGCAGAUGCGCUACAACAAGGCGCCUCACAGUUUGAACAGCAAGCCGGAAAACUUAAAAGCAAAUUCUGGUUGCAGAACCUAAAGAUGAUGAUAAUUGCAGCUGUCAUUGGAAUCAUCAUUUUGGCUUUAAUCAUCGGUCUGUAAACACCAUCAAGAAGGAUUGAAGCCGAGGUACCUAUUCCAUCAGCAUCCCGUUUCGGCACCGCGUCGUGUAAAAAUUAUACUUACUGUAACGUUUUUUUUAUUAGAAAUUAGUAUUGUUGAGCGUUUUUUGAAUUAAUCGAAACAAGUUUCGGAAUUUUAAGUCUGUGAAUUCUAUUUCAUUAUAGAUUUAUAUAUUUAUAGAUAUUUUGAAAUCACUCGUCCUGUAUAAUACGACUCCUUAAGUCUACUAUCAGCUGAUCUAUAAAGAACAAAAUAAUUAGAGUAUUUUUAGAGAAUCUUUCUUUGUUAAAAUAUUUACCUUAUGAAAUUGGUAACAACAUAAAAAUGCUAUUUGCUAUACAUAUUAUAGAUACCUAAGGCUUAUCGAAAAUAAACCAUAUCUUGUAAUUUUAAAUUGUGUUCAAAAUGAGAUGGAUAUGUUGUUAUGUAAAUUUUGAAUUGAAACUUCUUUUAAGUCAUGGGGAAAAUGUUUUGAAAUGUGUAGCGAAAAACUAAUUCGUAGAACGCAUAUAAGUCUUUGUGUGAAUUAAAGGAUGACAGAGGACCCUAAGUAGAUGGGUUAAAAUUUGCCGAUAUAGCAUCCGGAAAACGGUGCAAGCAAUCUUGUGUAUCGUUAAGAGCUUAUAAACCCUAAAGAAGUUUCACUUCAUUUGCGUGUCCACGCUUAAAUUCGGAUAAACGCUUUUUUUUUUAAUUCCUUCUAUUUGGACCAAAGUUUCUAAUGUUCGAUUGUUAGUUACCGCAUUUAUUUUUGUACUUCAAUAUAUUUCUUAUUCUGUCGUCUGUUUAGGGGAAAAGAGAGCCAUAGCAAUAGAAUGAAUCGUACAUUUAAUAAUAUCUAAAUAGAUAUUUUUUUUAAUGCGUUAGAUUGGUGCCGAAUUUAAAAAUUUAUUUUAGAAUUUGAUGAUUCUUGAGAAAGUUUAUCGGUUGUAAAACAUCACGCUACAAGUCACAACCCAAACAAUCAAAGCAUAAGCGCUGAAGCGAAAUGCGAAGCGGUGGGUUGAACACAAGGAAUAGCCGAUUAAAUAUUGUAUGGGAAACAAUCAAAAAGUUAAUAACAAAACUCAUUAGUUUUAACUAUUGACAGUCGACCCUGCUUUCUGAGUCCGUGGGUUCGAUUCCCACAACUGGAAAAUGGUUGUGCAUAGGAAAGAAGCCAGUCUUAUAGGAAAACAGAAAUUCCACGCAAACGAAAUCUUGUAUACCCAUACCUACUGGUUACUGGCUUCUAAAGUAUAUUUAUAAGUUGUGUAGCAGUUUAUCUAGAUACCUUUUUUCUCUUUUUUUUUGUUUUAUGUAAAUAAUUGAAAAUCAUAUGUAGAUUAUUUUGAAUGUACGAUCCACUAUCUAUUGCAGCUUAAUGCGUCACGCCGCGCCGUAUUGAAUCUUUCACAUUUUUCCAUAUCAAUUUUGCUAAAGCGUAUAAAAAGCGGUGUGAUGUCCCUUGGUGUGACAACAGCUUUAUAGUCGAUGUUUGAUACCAACCUAUAUAGAUUUCUUUGACUGUUGCUUAUGAUAUUUUUAUAACCACUUUUAGAUGUUGAAUAGGUACAUAGAUUGUUUGUAAAAAAAUAUUAAAAAGCUGGUCCAUUCCAAACUAUUUUAGGCUAAAUUUUCCUCGUUAUAUUUUUCUAUUCCAGUCACCAAUGGUAUUUUAAAGGUUCGUUAGCGGUAAAGGCCGACUGAAGCCCUGACAUUAGUUGCUACCAUACCUUCCCGACCUCUGAGGCCGACAUUAACCGGGACGAACUUAUUUAGUAAUACAGAAGUAAGAUGAAUAAGACCUUUAACAUACAAUUUAACCUAGUGACUUCUUCCGCUGAGAUGAAUUCCAUGGCUUUAGGCAUCAUUGGAUCCCGCGUCUUCUCCACUUUUGAUGGUUGGUAUGUCGAAAGCAUUCCACCACAGUUGUCUGGGUUAACGAUUUCACCUUAUCUGUCCAACGAGUAGGUGACCGCCCUUUUGCCCUUUUUCCUUCAACCUGUCCUUGUACCACCAAACGUUCAAUCGAACCCUCAUUCCUUUAGAUCUGGCCAAAAAACUUGACGAUUUGUAAAUGCACCGUCGACGAAAGUCGUUCCUUUUAUUCAGUUCUUUCAAAAUGGAAUUGUUGGUGCGGAAUACCUAGUACCUACAACUUUCAAUACAACUACAUAUUAGUUUAUUUCAAACAGGUCUACAAGCUCACUGGAAAAUUUUGGAAAUAAGUAGGAAAUAGGGAAAUAAGAUAUUUUGUCUUUUAUUCCUCCUUAAUGCGUACUAUCCACACUAACAUUGCGCAGUGCGUCUGUUUGUUGGUGUAUUUGUUCCGCUUGGACAAGAUAUCUUUUUGAACCGCUUGGAUAAGAUACGGAUUAGGAUAUUUUUCAUCACUGAAAAACUAAUAGUUUUCAAAAAAAACUGGUGAAUACGUGGGCUAAGCUGCAAGAUAUAGGUAAUUGUAUACGUAAGUGGCUGUCCAGAUGUUGGAAAGGUGUGGUACACUAUAAACAAUGGAGUCUUUCAUCGGAUUGGAUGGUAUGAAUUGCUGUAGAUAGAGUACCGAAAUUCUAAGUAGCCACAAUUUGUAUUAACCUGGCCCUUCUAUUCUGUAACUUUUUUUACAGUUGCUAAUCGGUAGAGACCUCUAACCCCUUAUACAAAGCUUGCGAUGAGUUCACAAGCGCUACUCAUUAAUUUUGUAUGGAAACAACCAAUUGACAAUGUGACAGAAAGUAUUUAGAAAAUCAGACCUGGUCUGUCGGGUGACAACCGUGGAGCAUGUCUUUUAUUACAGAAUAUUUUAAACCUACGGUUUAUUAUUUUAUAGAAAUUGUCUUUAAUACUUAUAACUUUAUUUUUACCAAAAAGCAAAAGCAAGUCUAUUUUCAAUUUAGCAAAUCGUAUUUACCACAUAUUAAUGUUGCACGCAAAACUCUAACCUAAUGAUAUAUAAUGAUUGACGUAACAUAAAAUGAAGCUGUAGUUCAUCUCAGAGUACAAUAGAUUUGGUGUAUUGUUUAAUAAUCGUAGAAUCUACUUAUCUAUUACCACUUAUAUUUAAACAACAAGUUUUAUUCGGUGUUCUUUAUACUAUACAAUUGAAUUAUAAUUACAUAUAAGUAUGCUAUUUAUGUUAAUCGCAUCAAUUUAUUUGUGUAAAAUUGUAUGUAGGUAUAUUUAGCUAAUUUGUUAUAUAUUUAUCAUGUGGUAUAGCUUUUUAGUUAGUCAAUGGGCUUAAUUUGAUUGUAUACAAAUCCUUACCAGACCGGUCCAAGAGUAGCAACGUCCUUUUCCUUUUCUUUCUGUAAGAAAAGGAUGGC